Molecule: messenger RNA, 3984 nt
Organism: Cryptotermes secundus
Lineage: Eukaryota; Metazoa; Arthropoda; Insecta; Blattodea; Kalotermitidae
Exons: 4
Coding region: 347-1654 (435 amino acids)
Molecular function (GO): lipid binding
Source: RefSeq, a predicted model, not a curated record
CAGCCCUCCAUGUCGUCACUAGCUUCUGAUAACCUCUCAUGUAACUACAUGAACUUUAACCUACAGCAGCCAUCAGAAGUUUGGAAGAGACAAUUCUUAGCGUGAUUAGCUGACUGGACCUGAAUGCAACUGAAAAUUUCAACAGAUAUUACAGUAUGUUAGGCUUGUUGCCACAUGAGUGAAGAUAUGUUGUGUACUUGACCAUGUUCGAUGUGUUCAUGUUAACGGUACAUGCAUGUUUGUAAUGCCAGCUAGGUGAUUUCAGGCUUCCUGAAAGAAGUGAACAUAACAACGUGACGUUGAUCCUUUGGUGUGUGUAUUGUGAUAAUUAAAAGCAUAAAUCAACAUGAAUGCGAUUGUGUAUAUUCUGUGUUGUCUGUUAAUUGUUGCAGGAGGUGAUACUGUUUCCUCCACAAGCGAAGAUAUCAGUGAGGAAGUGGCAGCUCUGAGUAAUGUGACUAUCUUCGGUGAGCAGAAGCUGAGCGAUCAGGUGCGAAUGAUCCUGGACCACUACAAGCAGGAAGAUCCUGUGGGACUCCCCGGCGCGCCAGUCUCGGAUCCCAUGCCAAUUCCGGAUAUGAAACAUUCCUUCACAUAUGCAACAAUGCAUUUCAAGUCAGCUCAUGUGCACGGUCUUAGCCGCUUUAGAAUCCAGCACAUAAAGUCCGACCUGGCAGCCUUGAAGGUGUCGGUGGGUUUGCGCAUAGAGAAGCUGGAGGUACUGGGGAACUACACGAUGUCUUCGUGGUUCAGUCGCUCCAGCGGUCCCUUCAAUGUCACUUUGUCCGACGUGUACAUCGAAGGUUUAGCCAAGAUGGAAGUUGAACGCGGCGGCCAGCUUCAAGCACAGAACAUCGACAUGGACAUAGCAUUCCGGGAUAUAGCAAUGAAUUUCGAGAACCUCGGCUUCCUGGGAAACCUCUUCCAGGGAAUCAUCAACUCCGUGGGGACCUUCCUGUUCGACAGCAUAAAGCCCUUCAUCUUGAGAGAGGUGAACACCAACAUUCGUGGCGACGUGAACAAGCACAUCCGGGCACUGCCACAGCGGUUCCCCAAUUCCAUCUCCCCAUUCGACAUGGCCCUCGCAGAGGGACGCCGUUACGUGCGUGAGAUGGGUUACGACCCGCAUCUCUUCCCAGAUUACAAUUACACUGUUGGGAUAUUCCGUAUUGACCUUACCAAUUCAUGGGCCUCAGGCAUAUCUUCCUUCUACAGAGUCGGCAAUGUGACUGUGACAAUGGAAGACAAUGUCCUGUACUUGGGAGUCCAUGUGGGAACGCAGAGGCUGGAAGGCAAGACCCUCUGGGAACUCAACGUAGGAGGAUUAUUGAGCCGCGCAGGAUCCUCCAGCUUCACGGUCGAGUAUAUCCAUACCGAGAUAGAAAUAAGCCAGCCUCUGGACACAAGGAAGAGACCCGUACUCAGAGAUCUGGAUAUUAAAGUUGGCAAUAUUCAGGUUCGUAUGGACGGCGCGGGAACUCUGGAUUACGUAAUUGAAUUCGUCGUAAAUGUUUUACCUAACCUCUUGCGCUACCAGAUAGUGAAUGCUAUAGAAGGGCCAUUGAAGACAAGAUUGCAGGAUAUUAUGGACUCGAUUGAUGUGGAGGAGGUGCUGGAAGAGAAACUCCCUCAGUUGGACAAACUGAAGCUCUAAGAUGUAGGGCUUCUGCAAAAGAGCUUUGUCUCAACUAGUUGGUGCAAAUAUAUGUUGGAAAUUUACGGAUUUGAGUUUCUGUGAUAUAUGAUAUACAUAUUAUAUAAAAGGAGUUGUAACCGAUUUACUUUAACAAAUUCUCAGCUGUCGGAAGUUUGUAACUAUGAUUAAGUGCUCUCUCUCCUAAAGUAACUUGUAACAAUAUUGUUCCAUAAAUUCAUGCUUUGUGAUGAACUGAACCCCGAGCUGAGAAGUCCUACCGUCUAUCAAAAGAGAACUUGGAAUGUUUUUAAAAGACUGAGGAGACCAAAUAUCGAAUCGAGCAACUAGACCAAGAACUUUCCAAUUCUCAUUGCCAGUAGAUAAUUUGGCUGUCGUUGGACCGUCGUAGUUGAUCAAUUUCUGUGUUCCUUCAUAUUGGUAAGGGCCAUACGGUUGUUUCCUCCUAACCCCCCCCCCCGUAUUAAAAUGGCCUUUCUUGUAGAUUUAGCCAAAAUGUAGUUGAAACCAGCGGACGGACAGAGAGCCGUAUCCCAAACCGACCGUCGAGAAUAAGUGGUUGUAACUCCUGCUUCCUAUUUGGGAGGUUUUCUGACGCAGUGACUACUCUGUUUUCGCACAUAAUUUUUGUGAAUUUCUUUAUUGCCUUUAAACAGUUGUUAAGUGGCGGCUUUGGGAAGUCCAUAGUGGCUUAUUUCCACACCUUGCCCACUAUAUUAUUGUCUGCAGUCAUGCAAAUGGAGGCUGCAUGAAAUAUUCAGUCGAGAAACAACUUUAAAUAAAUAACAAAGUAUAAGGCACGAUAUUUCCAUGAUAUGUUCACUUUAUGCAUGAAAGGAUGUUUUGUUUAGUUCAGGCGAUGAAAUGUCGGCCACAAAUAACGCACGCUAGAAGUCAGCGAGUUUUUAAAUCGCUUUCGGCAUAAAAUGCUGUGCUUCCAAAUGAGUGUGUUGCUUCUCGUUUCGUCACUGUUUGACCACCUGCGGCCCGGCGCUUUGAUGAAAUGUCGGCACUGGUUGAUCGAGUGCUCCCUUUAGGGUGGUCUAAAUUGCAGUACUAUUUCUCUCUGUCCAUUCAUGUUGUUAUUUACCACAGGAGGUAAAUCAUUUCGCCCUCAAUCUGCCUAUAGAUAUUGGUGUAUGUACGCUCAGGUUUCAGCGUACAGAAAUAAACUGUUUCGUACCGCAGUAAUUUAGUGUGUAUUUGAUUGUCAGUGGAGGUGAGAAGGUUAAUUUGCAUGUCCCAGUGCGAUCUUGAAGGAAGAUUCCCCAAGUCGUUCUCAAAACCUGAUAUUGAAUAGAAAUUAAAAAAAAACAUCGGUUCUCAAGUUCGGACGAGAGUUUUUUUUUUCAGGUUUCAAGUAUUGUUAAAUUUCAUUCAGUCAUGGGGUUUCUUUUCUUCUGCCCGGCCUAGCUUGAUUUCUAGCUUUUUAUGCAUUUUAUUCAUAUCGGGCUUAAAGGCUUCGGUUGCAGCCUGACAUUUGUAGUGAUAUACACAGGUAGCCUACUUGCCAAAUAAAAAUAUUUAACGAUGUUUCUAAGAAAACGUAUCAUAAUAUUCAUUUAGCUAAUGCAAGGUACUAAUUAAAGAUUUCUGAUUUCUUUAAAGAGAGAAAAUAACGGAUCAUCAGCAUAAACUGUGUGUUUCAUAAGUUCCACAUAAUAUUAUCAGGCAGUGUAUGUUAGCAUAACUAUUUUCCAGUGAAAGCAAAGGCCUAAUUUUAAAUGCACUUACGAAAAUUGGUUGUCACCAUUUUUAAAUUAAGAAGAAAAUUGAAUUUUACUGUUAAAGAUUCUCCUCGCCACGUUGGUACUCUAUAACACAUUAAGAACUUUGCGUGAAAAACGUUUACACGCGUUUGGAAUAUUCUGUCACAUUAAAGAUUAUGUCUUCACUAAAUCCGUAAAUAUCUCGCACGGUCCCAUGUUGUUUCAUUCAGUUUAUAUAAAUAUAAUGUGUCUGUAAGGUAUUUUGUUAUCAAACAAGCAACGGGAUAGUGCGCUGAAUGUUAAUCACUUUUCCUGCCAUUUUAGAUUUAUUAAGCUACGCAUUUAUGCGUGUUUUAGUGAAGAGCUAUCUCUAACGGACUUGUGGAAACAGGUCAAUACGUUGAAAACUACUCGAAAACGAGGAUAAAGUAUAUUAAAAUGCAUGGCAAUGAGAAGAAAACAUCGGAUUGACUGCUGGGAGGAGAAGAUAGAGGCCUGUAAUAGGUGCAGUGACACGUGGCGGAGAACUAAUGAACUUUGCGGUCGUAGUUUCAACGAAACUUUUUAUUUCUACAUAUUUGUUGUACGAUUUGUUUCGGAAUAAACUGCUAAAUAAGUCUU